AUGCGGCAUUUCUCGCCACAAUCAUUACUGAGAGCGUUUGUUCGAGACGACGGCGGUGACACAGCUAGCGCCAUUACAGCUCUGGCGGCAUCGCGUCUACGCAUUGAGCUGGCCAUUUUAGCUGCCAAGUUGGCAACACGACAAGCGGACGUUGACGCCCUGUUCCGUGCCAAUGCCGAAUUGGCGCACACCAACGUUCGUUUGCAGAACGAGCUAGAGGAGACCGAAGAGAAAGUCAUGACUAGCGAUGAGAAUCGCAGAAUUGAAGAGCUGCAGGCCGAACUGUCCGUAUCGAGAUCUAAUGAGGAAUCGCUCCGACGACAACUAGACGAGGUUAGAACCAUCCUCAACGAGACAGAACAGAAAUUGGACGAGUUUGAAGCUGAGAAAGACAAGGCGAGUCGAUCGAACGAAGCUCAAAGCCGGCUACUCGAGGAGUCAGAGACUUUGACUUACCAUGGAACACGUUCGUCGGCGUCGACAAGCUUGGAAGAAUCAGCAAAAGAAUCUGUCGAAUUGCGAGAAGAGGUGGAACGUCUGCAGAAUGUAGAGAAACUGCUCAAUGAGCGGAUUAUGUGUCUAGAAGAUCAGCUGCUUGAAGUAGAAGAAAAGUUCCAGGAAGUCGAGGAGGAAUGCCUUAGUGAAAAGAAGAAAGUGGAGGCGUUGGAAGCCGAGAAAGUCUCUACCGCAAGAGAAGUGGAGCAGGCCAAUGUGUCUGUACAGAGUACCAGUGGCGAUGGUAGUCAGUGGGGACUCAGCGAUAGGGUGGAUUCCGCCAUGGAAAGUGACCUCCAGCAACAGUUGGAAGCGGCCAGAGAUGAAGUGCUAAUUCUUCAGAAAGAGCUGGACGAGGCACGUAGACAAUUAGCUGAAACGUCGGCUGGAGACGGUUGGGGCUUCGAAGGGUCGAGCAGUGGUGCACAGUCUGCUCAGGCCGAAAUCGAAUUGUCACGUGUGAAAGAAGAACUGGAAGAGGUCAGAAAGCAAUUGGCUCUGCAGAAGCAAGUCCAACGUGAACGCGAAUCUUCUGAAAUAGAACGCCAUAUUCGUGAGAAAGAACGAAUUGAAGGCGAGUUGAAAGCAGUAAGAAAAGAACUCGAGGAACUCCAGAAUGAAAGAGACGCGUUGUUUGCAGGCGGAGACCGGCCAGAUGAGGAAUGGGGUUGGGGUGGUGCGCAACCUCAAAACACAUCCGAGAUCUCUGCCCUGCGCCAAAAACUCCUGGAAAUGGAAAAGAUUGAGCGUGAGCAGCAGGAAACGAUACGAAAACAGGAAGCCAAAAUUAGUGCUCUGGAAGAGGAACUGAGCACUGCUGAUACAUGCCGUGAAGAGUUAGAGGACGCUUCACAACAGGUCAACGAGCUGCAAAAAGAAUUGAGAGAGAUGAAAAAGCAAGCCCAGCUACACACUGAAGAGCAGCAACGUUUGAAUGCUAGAAUUGCUGAGUUAGAAUCGAGAACUGAGAAUGCCUGGGGUGACGAGUGGGACACCACGACCAACAAGAGCGGUGAGGAUAAGCCGGCGUUGGAGCAAUCACGAUCUGAGGCUUAUCAAAGAAUUGCCGAGUUAGAACUGCAAGUCGAGCAGAAAGUUUGUGCUCUUGUGGACGCCGAGAAGGAAUUGACAGUGUUACGAGAACGUUUCGAGAAGAUCGCAACUGAGAAGUCUGACCUGCAGGUAAUUCUUCAAGACUCUUCAGGGAAUGACGUUGGGGCAGUGCACUCUGCGGCCGUAGUUGUGCUUUUUUAUGUGGUUGUAGUGCAGUGUCUCCUUCAAGUGACGUAA
This is a messenger RNA of Cooperia oncophora, 1785 nucleotides long. The record is from the annotation of a GenBank genome assembly. NCBI's taxonomy places the organism in Eukaryota, Metazoa, Nematoda, Chromadorea, Rhabditida, Trichostrongylidae.